AUGUCCCAGCUAUACGACACACCGUGGUCACCAACCACCGAGCAACCACCGUUCAGCCCCGCCUCAGCAUACUCGGCCUACUCACCCGUCACCCCGAACCCCGACGGUCACAUGCGUGCCGACCUCAUGAACCAAGUCCCAGAGCAUUACAGACCCGACUACACUGUAGCCCAAGGAUACGGAGACGAUUACUACCCUUUACACCAGGAAGUGACAUACCAUCCAGGCCCCAAGGAAGAUGCCUACAACCUCGUACCAUUGGGAUACCGCCCUCCCCAAGUACCGGAAAUGGACAUCAGCAACAUCUACCGUGCCGAGGCGCGGGGGUUAAUGGCAGAGUCACCGCGCGCAUCGAUGGACGCCAUGAGCGGCUUCGACCCCGACCGGUUUGCGGAGAGCUCCACCGCGACCUUACUCUCCCGUCCUGUUUCGAUACACUUUGCCCCUCCGCCUGAGGAUGCCUUCCUCGUCUCGAUUGGCCCCGACGACCUACGGCAUCCCUUCAACUGGUCGACCACCAAGAAGUGGACCGUGCUAAUCGUGGUGUGUUCUGCCGCGGUAUGCGUCACCGUCGCUUCCUCGAUCCAGGCCAGCACAUACCAGAAUCUGGAGGACGCGUUCGACGUGCCCCGAAUCGAGGCCGUCGCAGGUGUGAGCCUUUACGUCCUCGGAUUCGGUAUUGGUGCACUCUUCCUCGGCCCGCUGAGCGAGUUUUACGGCCGCUCGAUCAUUUAUCUUGUCUCAUUCGCCCUUUUCACCGUCUUCAACAUCCCCAUCGCGACGGCUCAAAACAUGGGCGUCCUACUUUUCUUCCGCUUGGUGACAGGUCUGUGUGGCGCCGGCUUCCUCUCCGUCGCCGGCGGCACCGUGUCCGACAUGUUCCGUCCGGGCACGACCGAUCUCCCGACGGCCAUCUACACGCUCGCCCCGCUAUCCGGCCCGUGUUUAGGCCCAAUCCUGGGCGGAUAUAUGAACCAGAACGUGACCUGGCGCGCGACAUUCUACCUCAUCAUCGGGUGGGGUGCCGUCGAGUUUGUGCUCCUCCUCUUCCUUGUCCCUGAAACCUUCCUGCCUAUCGUACAAAAGCGUGAGGCGCGCCGAAUGCGCGCCGCCACUGGCGAGGGAGCAUGGACGAGCCCGGCGGAACAGAGUGGACGGACCGUCAGCGACGUCUUCCCUGGGGCGCUAUGGGUGCCGAUCAAGCUCAUGGCAGUCGAGAAGAUGGCGCUGGCGAUGGACUUGUGGACAUCCCUCAUCCUCGGCAUCAUCUACCUCUUCUUCAACGCGAUUCCGUAUACCUUCAAGAAGCUCUAUGGAUUUAACCUCGGCGAGACGGGACUGGCGUUCUUGGCUCUGGGGUUAGGCAUGGUGAUCGGCACGGCAACGCAGCCCUUCUUCAUCUCUCGUAUCAAGGACAAAGGCCUUCGAGCCGGGACCAAGCCCGCCCCGGAAACGCGCCUGCCAGUCGGUAUGGCCGGUGCAAUUCUUGCGCCAGUAGGACUGUUGUGGUUCGCAUUAACCAGUUUCCGCAAGAUGCCGUGGAUCAUGCCCAUGAUCGGCACAUUAAUUUUCGGGGUUGGCUCGGUCUACAUCUUCACUUGCGUGUUUGGAUUCCUCGUAGCCACGUAUCCAAAGUACGCGGCGAGCGCCAUGGCAGGCAACACGCUCCUCCGCUGUGUCUGGGCCGCAGGAUUCCCCCUCUUCGCCCUGCCUAUGUAUCAAGCACUCGGGCCUGAGGGUGCCACAGGCCUGCUUGCUGGUCUCUUUGUCCUCGCCCGCGUUGGACCCCGACUGCGCGCACAGUCCCAGUACGCGUCAUAG
This is a messenger RNA of Cutaneotrichosporon cavernicola, 1821 nucleotides long. RefSeq lists its product as uncharacterized. The record is from RefSeq and is a predicted model, not a curated record. The transcript has 7 exons. Lineage: Eukaryota; Fungi; Basidiomycota; Tremellomycetes; Trichosporonales; Trichosporonaceae. Gene Ontology annotation, cellular component: plasma membrane. Gene Ontology annotation, molecular function: transmembrane transporter activity. Gene Ontology annotation, biological process: transmembrane transport. Bases 1 to 1821 code for a protein of 606 amino acids.